UUUUUCAUCUGAACAGAAACUAGUUUUUGCCUUUUGAGUGUUUAUCGUUUCUCGCUUUAACGCUUUCACGCAAUUAUCGAGACAUAACCUCCUUCACAGAAAACAUUUCCUUUUUCAUUCAAAUAAAAUAUUGAUGCCAAAGGUUCAUCUCUUUCUGUUACUUUGAGUGGAUCUAAACACAAUUUACAUGAAAAAGAUGAAAAUAACCGAACUUUUUAAGCAAGUUCUUGGCACAAAUCAAGAUGCGACACUUAAUGAAUCACAACUGCGCGAAGAUCACCUCUGUGAAAAAAACGAAAACUUUAAGGAAGCAGAAGUAAUCCAUGAUCUGAAAACACUUACUGAAGAGACAGUCUCGCACUUAAGUGAAUGGUCAAAAUUCUUAAAGAAAAUCACUGACUCAAAAACAUCUGACAUGCCAAUAAGCUUAAAGUCCUCAAGAAAACUAGAAGAUUUCCAACAAAGACUACGCAACAUGUAUGGAAUUUCCACCGGAGCACUCAUUUCUGGUGAUUUUAAGAAUCCGCAGAAUUUCUUGAAGGCUUAUGAACUAUGCAUUGGAAUAUUAAAGUUAUGUCUCGUUGAUCCAUUAAGGAAUUAUCCAGCUUUUCGCUACAUUUCAUUGUUUUCAUUUAAGUUUUAUAUCGGAUUACCUGACUCAUUAAGAAUCCUGACACGUACAUUUAUUGAGUCAAGUACCCUUGCUUUCUAUCGACUUUUAAAUAGCGAAGAUGACAGAAAAAAGUUGCUUGACAUUCUUUUUCCUUCCAAAUCUCGUUUGGCCUCAUUGUUUCCCAAAGAUGAUGUUUAUCAUUGGACAGCUCUUCAUAAUGCGAUUAAACGACGAAGGUCGAAAAUCGAGAGAGAAAAUAGAAAACCAAUGCUAAAACAGCAGGAGUUUCGGCGCACUUUUCAGCGCGCAGUCUGGCUUCUUUCUCAACAUAAACUUAAUUUUCAUCCUCCAAUUUUAAAGAUCGAAAAACCUAUCAAUGUGAAACCGAUACCUAACGGAACAGUAGGAACUACUACUGAUCUUAAAGACAGAAUCAUUGAAACAUCUAAUUCAUCUUAUUCUGAGGAUGAAUCAUCAUCAAAAAAGGACGCCGAACUUUUUGAGACUAUUCUCCUUAAAGAAGAAGCCGAUAAAAAAGUAUCUGCGAAGCACGCCGAUUCAGAAAGUGAUUUGUCCACGAACUCAAGUGAUGACAUACUUCUUGCACAUGAAUGCAAUUUGCCUAAAACCAAGAAACCGCGGAUACAACAUCCCUCUCCUAUAACUGAAUCCGUUCACCAUUUCUGGAAUAAUUUAGAGGAUUUGGAGCUUUUCCGCAUGAUCACUCUUUUCCGUGACUCUUGGUUUGAUAUAACGGAGUACCAAAAAGAAAUUGGCGGUCCUCUUUUACAUUUCACAUCAGACCAAAUUGCUCAAAGAGCACUAUUUAUUUAUGAGAUUUUUUGUUACGGAGGAAGGUUAAAUGAAUUGUUAUCUUAUUCCCAAAAUUGGGAAUUCAUUCAUCCAUCAACAUAAAAUUUAAAAGACCAAUUCACCAGAUGAUGACUUACCAACUUUUAGUUAAUAUCUUUCUAUUGUUGCUAAAUUACUUUUUUGAAGAGUAAGGGUGAUACACAAACUUCGCUCAUGCAUUUUUGGUGACAAAACUUGUUUUUCUAUUUUUUCAUGAG
Messenger RNA from Schizosaccharomyces japonicus yFS275, 1683 nucleotides. RefSeq lists its product as hypothetical. The coding region runs from base 188 to 1528 and encodes 446 amino acids. Lineage: Eukaryota; Fungi; Ascomycota; Schizosaccharomycetes; Schizosaccharomycetales; Schizosaccharomycetaceae. The transcript has a single exon. The record is from RefSeq and is a predicted model, not a curated record.